Molecule: messenger RNA, 1850 nt
Organism: Ricinus communis (castor bean)
Lineage: Eukaryota; Viridiplantae; Streptophyta; Magnoliopsida; Malpighiales; Euphorbiaceae
Product: cytochrome P450 90A1
Exons: 8
Coding region: 311-1729 (472 amino acids)
Biological process (GO): sterol metabolic process; brassinosteroid biosynthetic process; multicellular organism development
Molecular function (GO): monooxygenase activity; oxidoreductase activity, acting on paired donors, with incorporation or reduction of molecular oxygen; iron ion binding
Source: RefSeq, a predicted model, not a curated record
GAUAUGGUAAAAUAUCCGACAUUUAUCUCUUUUUCCCUUCUUCUUCUUCUUCUUCUCCUUCUUCACCUCUCAGAUAUUCCUUUAUCAGAUAUACCCCUCCCCUCGUGUGUCUCUGUUUUUUUUGUUUCCCUCUUUCUCUCUCUCUCCUCCAUUAAUGCCCUCUGAAACUUUCUCUCUCUCUAUGCAUACACUAUAUGUACAUACAUGCUUGUAGCUGUGUAUAUAUACAGUUAGCUACCCUGCCAUUUCUUGAACUAUCUUUCUAUAACACAUAUACACUUGGCUAGAGAUAUUGUUAUAUACUCCUCUCAUGGCACUUGUUUUCCUCUUUCUUUCCUUGUUUUCUUUUUCACUUGUAAUCUUUAUUAUCCACCGUACAUCCCGGCAUCGCCGCCUCCGGUUGCCGCCGGGCAACUUUGGCCUACCCUUUGUUGGAGAAACUCUGCAGCUUAUAUCAGCAUACAAGACUGAGAACCCUGAACCGUUUAUAGAUGAACGAGUGAACAGAUUCGGUUCUUUGUUUACCACCCAUGUUUUUGGUGAACCCACGGUUUUCUCCGCCGACCCGGAGACUAACCGGUUCAUUUUGCAAAACGAAGGGAAGUUGUUCGAGUCGAGUUAUCCGAGUUCGAUAUCAAAUUUGCUAGGAAAACAUUCUUUGCUGUUGAUGAAGGGCAGUUUGCAUAAAAGAAUGCAUUCUUUAACUAUGAGUUUUGCUAAUUCUUCCAUUAUCAAAGAUCAUCUUUUGGUUGAUAUAGACCGGUUGGUUCGGCUCAACUUGAAUUGCUGGACCGACCGGGUUUUUCUCAUGGAAGAAGCCAAGAAGAUAACAUUUGAGCUAACAAUGAAGCAACUAAUGAGCUUUGAUCCAGGGGAGUGGACUGAGAGUUUAAGGAAAGAGUACGUUCUUGUUAUUGAAGGAUUUUUCACUGUGCCUUUGCCUAUAUUCUCCACCACAUACCGAAGAGCUAUCAAAGCUAGGACUAAGGUGGCAGAGGCAUUAAGCCUGAUAGUGAUGCAAAGACGAAGAGAGAGUGAGUCAGGAGAAAGAAAGAAAGACAUGUUAGGAGCUCUUCUAGCCGCCGAUGAUGGGUUUUCCGAUGAGGAAAUAGUGGAUUUCUUGGUGGCACUACUUGUUGCCGGCUAUGAAACUACCUCUACUAUUAUGACUCUUGCUGUUAAGUUCCUAACUGAGACACCUCUCGCUCUGGCUCAGCUCAAGGAGGAGCAUGAAGGGAUUAGGGCAAAGAAAAGUGAAGGAGAAGCUCUAGAGUGGAGUGAUUACAAGUCAAUGCCUUUCACUCAAUGUGUUGUUAAUGAGACACUGAGAGUAGCAAACAUAAUUAGUGGGGUAUUUAGACGAGCAAUGACAGACAUCAAUAUAAAAGGUUACACAAUCCCUAAGGGAUGGAAAGUUUUUGCUUCAUUUCGAGCUGUACAUUUAGAUCAUGAUCACUUCAAAGAUGCUCGAUCUUUCAAUCCAUGGAGAUGGCAGAACAAUUCAGGAGUAACAUGUCCAGGGAAUGUGUUCACUCCAUUUGGAGGAGGACCAAGACUCUGCCCAGGUUAUGAACUAGCUAGAGUAGAACUCUCUGUUUUCCUGCAUCAUCUAGUCACUCGGUUCAGUUGGGUUCCUGCAGAGGAAGAUAAGUUGGUUUUCUUUCCGACGACCAGAACACAGAAACGGUACCCAAUCAACGUGCAGCGACGAAGCGAUGUAAAGAGUUAGAUUAUGACAGAGAGUAAGUGAUAAAAGGGAGAAAGAGGAUGAUUAAAAAGAGAAUGUUAGAACAGCCUGUAAUCCUUUUGCUAUUGAACCCAAAUAAAACUACAGUAAUAGAGUUAGCAUA